AGUCACGGUCUCGCACUGAGCACCACCAAACACAAAAAGCUGAUCCAGACUGAACUUUACCUUCCCUAGCUCCCACACACUUCCGACUCCCUAGUCCAACAACAUCCAUGGCGGUAACUUCCACAUCACUCGCUUCUCAACUCUCCAUUGGUCUCCGCCGCCAACCUUCCCCCAAGUUCGAUUCCCUCUCUUCCCAAUCUCUCUCCUUCGAUCCAAAUAUUCGCUUAUCUGUCUCUUCCCCCAAACCCUCCCGCACCGUUAUCGCCAUGGCUGGUUCCGGAAAGUUCUUUGUUGGUGGCAAUUGGAAGUGUAAUGGAACAAAAGACUCCAUCAGCAAGCUUAUCGCUGACUUGAACAAUGCAAAAUUGGAGCCUGAUGUUGAUGUUGUCGUUGCACCUCCCUUUGUGUACAUCGAUCAGGUGAAAACCUCACUUACAGAUAGGAUUGAAGUAUCUGCCCAGAAUUCUUGGGUGGGAAAAGGUGGUGCUUUCACUGGAGAAAUCAGUGUAGAACAACUGAAAGACCUUGGAUGCAAGUGGGUUAUUCUUGGACAUUCUGAGCGAAGGCAUGUUAUUGGAGAAAAGGAUGAGUUUAUAGGAAAGAAAGCUGCAUAUGCUUUGAGCGAGGGUCUUGGAGUGAUUGCAUGCAUUGGGGAAUUGUUGGAAGAAAGAGAAGCUGGGAAAACUUUUGAUGUCUGUUUCCAACAAUUGAAGGCUUAUGCAGAUGCGGUGCCUAGUUGGGAUAAUAUUGUUAUUGCAUAUGAACCUGUAUGGGCCAUUGGAACUGGCAAAGUGGCCUCUCCCGAGCAAGCUCAAGAAGUGCAUAUAGCUCUUCGUGAUUGGCUUAAAAAUAAUGUCUCAGCUGAGGUUGCAUCUAAAACACGAAUUAUUUAUGGAGGAUCUGUAAAUGGAGGGAACAGUGCAGAGCUUGCAAAGAAAGAAGAUAUUGAUGGAUUUCUUGUUGGUGGUGCUUCAUUAAAGGGUCCUGAGUUUGCCACCAUUGUCAAUUCAGUGACAUCCAAGAAAGUCGCGGCUUGAUUACUUAUUGUGGUUUUGGCAAUAUGAGAGCAUUAAGGAAGGUGGGAAUAAUAUUAUGUGUACUAUAAGAGUUUGGUCUUUGAUUCAUCCAUUUAUAAUUUUCUUUGCAAUCAAUAGGAGAAUCAUCCUCUCAGUUUUCUAAAGAACCUGUGUUUUAUGGUAUAGCAUUUAGAGAUACAAAGAAUGUUAAAGGCAAUAAAUGUUUCUGAAUUAUUGUUGUUUUUCAUAAUUCACGUCUAUAUUAAGAAAUCUUGGUCU
This is a messenger RNA of Vicia villosa (hairy vetch), 1295 nucleotides long. RefSeq names its product triosephosphate isomerase, chloroplastic. The record is from RefSeq and is a predicted model, not a curated record. Gene Ontology annotation, biological process: gluconeogenesis; glycerol catabolic process; glycolytic process. Lineage: Eukaryota; Viridiplantae; Streptophyta; Magnoliopsida; Fabales; Fabaceae. The transcript is spliced from 9 exons. Gene Ontology annotation, cellular component: cytosol. Gene Ontology annotation, molecular function: triose-phosphate isomerase activity. The coding region runs from base 108 to 1037 and encodes 309 amino acids.